Chara braunii is the source of this 2081-nucleotide messenger RNA. The record is from the annotation of a GenBank genome assembly. NCBI's taxonomy places the organism in Eukaryota, Viridiplantae, Streptophyta, Charophyceae, Charales, Characeae.
UCGAGAACAAGAAGACCGAGAAGAGCGAGGCUCUUUACAUUGAAUAGAAAAGUAUCCCAAGGGUUGCAUAUGUCAGUAAGAUGUCAGAUGCAGGAUUGCCAAGCAGUUCUGGAGGUGGUGGAAAAAAACUGAAAAAAAUUGGCGGUGGAAGAGUAGAAAUUAAAGAGCUGGAAGGUGGAGCGGGAAGAGGAGGGGGAAGAAGAGGUGUCGGAGAGACAGGAGGUGGAGUGGGAAGAGGAGUCAGAGAGCCUGCAGGUGGAUUGGGAAGAGGAGUCAGAGAGGCAGGAGGUGGAGGGGGAAGAGGAGGAGUGAGAGAGACAGGAGGUGGAGGGGGAAGAGGAGUCAAAGAGACAACUGGUGGAGUGAGAAGAGAGGAAGGAGGUGGAGGGGAAAUAGGAGAAGUGAGAGAGGCAGGAGGUGGAGGCGGAAGAGGAAGAGUGAGAGAGACCGGAGGUGGAGGGGGAAGAGGAGUGAGAGAGACCGGAGGUGGAAGGGGAAGAGAAGUCAAAAAGACAACUGGUGGAGUGAGAAGAGAAAGAGUUAGAGAGACAGGAGGUGGAGUGGGACGAGGAAGAGGAGGAAGAGGGGCAAACAAUCUCCCCCAAAGAAAUAAAAUUGAGAGAGAAAAAAUGCCACCGACUCGAAGGUGUGAGGAGGAGGAGGAGGAGAAGGAGGAGGAGGAGGAGGUUGAUAAUGAGAAAGAAGAACGAUCGGGGGAUUCGUUGACUCCAGCACAGCUCGCAAACCGAGCAUAUACUACGAUGACGAGUCUAAAGAAAGCGGUCAAUGAGACGAGUGGCAUGGUGAAGGAUUUAGAGGGAAAGUGGAAGGAAGAGGUGAACGGGGAGUGUGAAAUGAUAGAUGGGAAGUCGGUCGCACUUGUAGGCAGGAAGAUAUCGGAUGCUUUGGGGGAUUUGGUCAUCGGGAACGGGGAGGCGGGGCCUCCGAACGACAAGGCGCGUUUGUAUUGGCGUCUCUGUUUCCAAAUCCCUUUACGACAUGACGAGGAGGGUCCGUGGUACAAGGAAGUGAACGCCGUAAGGGCGGAUGCAAUGAGAAAAGUGAUUCAGGGGGCGUUAAAUCCUCGCUUGUCCGGAGAUCGUAAACCCGUGAUUGCCAUUCUACGAUUGAUGGAUAAAAAGUUCUACGAGGAGUUGGAACAAAUGCAAGUGGCAGACGGGUACUUAGUAGGAUAUGAGGAACGAGCGGGAGCAUGCAAUAUAGAAGAACGAGUGCGUGCUUUGAACAGGUCCCAUGAGAAGGAAAUAGGAUUGCAUGCUACAGUUUGCGUUGGGCUUGUGGGCGGUGUACGCUGCGGGAAGGAAUACAUCAUUCUGUCCGAGCAUCGAGACAUCGGUCGAGCUCGUAGCGACGGAACAACGCAUCGACUUGUUGCAAUGAACUUGGAGGAGUUUGCGAUUCGCGCAUGUGAGAUUUGGGAGCCGGUUGUGUGCAGGGAAUUCAAUUUUGAGGACAUGGAGUACAUUGUGCCGCCUACUUUUAGCGACGUAGAGGGAGGAAUUCCCUUUGACAGGGAAGGAGAGUACGAGAGGAGGAGGAGUGUCGGCGGGGAGAACCCGUCGGAAAUUCACAAUCGGGGGCAGGUGAUGAAGCGAGGGGGAUAGCGGGAGAUUACGAAAGGAGACGGAGAGAGGAUGAUGAACCUUUAGACGGGGCGGAACGUAACCACGAACGGGAAGAUGAAGAACGGAGAAGCAGACAAGGAAGGAAUGAGGGGGAGAUAGGAAGAGAGACAAACGAACAUGAGAGAGAGACUGGAGCGCGUUGGAGAAGGAGGUGUAGGAGACGAAUCCGAAGAGAAGGAGUCGAUGGCAUGCAAGAAGAUGCUCGGUUGGGAGAAGAGGAAGAUCCGUGCCCGACACUAAAAGAACAUGCCGUAACGUGGAAACCACAUAUAUACAGCAUGUUAGGAAGGUCGACGAGCAUGGAGAUAGUCGCAGCAGUAAGCAAAGGUGUAUCCAUCAAGGAGAUGAUAGGCAAUGUGAACCGUUACUCGCAAGGGUGGAGGCAAAUGGUGACGACCACGAAAAUAAUGAAAGAAAUCAAUUGCAUAGAGCAAG